AUGUACGACCUCUCCCUAGAUACGGGGUCGGGUCCGGCUGUUGUACGAGUCGGCCUGCCUCCAGCGUCGCUGCUCAAAUUCCCUCCCGACGAGCUCCCAGGCACCGUUCCUGCGCCGCAGCUCGAUGAACCGACAUGGUACCAACCCUUCAACAUCCCUGCCGGUCUAUAUAGCCAGCUCCUUGACGUUCGCGUUCCGAUCACCAUCGCCAGCGUCUACGCUGUUACCGUCGUCAUUAUCAACCGCAUCAACAAGAGCCGCGGAUACAAGCCCUACGCGUUCAGCCAAAGCAGGUCUUUCAAGACCUUCGUCAUCCUGCACAAUGUUUUCCUCGCCGUUUAUUCCAUGUGGACAUUUGCUGGGAUGUUCCGCGCAUUCCGCAACACCUGGCCCUCUUUUGAGGAGAAUGGGGUCGUGGGGGUCGUGGAUGCGCUGUGCAAGUGCAACGGACCCCGUGGAUACGGAAAUGCAGCCACCUAUGACACCACGGUAAAUAAGUGGUCGAUUCAGAACCCCGAAUACAAAUUGGCCGAGGGUGGUGUCCCGGAUCCGACGGACGUGGGCCGUUUGUGGAACCAGGGUCUGGCGUUCCUGGGCUGGAUCUUCUACCUAUCAAAGUUCUACGAGGUGCUUGAUACAGCGAUCAUCCUUGCCAAGGGCAAGAAGAGCUCGACUCUGCAGACCUACCACCACGCCGGUGCCAUGAUGUGUAUGUGGGCUGGCAUUCGUUACAUUGCGCCUCCGAUCUGGAUCUUCACCCUGGUCAACUCGGCUAUCCAUGCGAUGAUGUACACUUACUACACCUUGACUGCCCUCGGCAUUCGCGUUCCCACCAUCGUCAAGCGCUCCCUGACUACCAUGCAAAUCACCCAGUUCGUUAUCGGAUCGACCAUGGCAGCAUCUUACCUGUUCAUCCACUAUACGCUUCCCCCGGUCCGCUCUUCCCCCUCAGCCUCUGCUGUUGCAGGUGCCGCAGCCGCAACUGGACUGGCCUGGAUUAAGCAAGUUGCUUUCCGCGCCGCCGGUGCUGAAGGUAUCGCCGAAAACGUGGGACAGUCCGGCGACAACCUUGGAGCUCCUCGGGAGGCCGUGCAGCCCGGACGCAUGAUUACGUGUAUGGACACCACCGGACAGGGAUUUGCGAUUUGGCUCAACGUCGCUUAUCUUUUGCCUCUGACCUACCUCUUCGCUCGCUUCUUCGUCCGCUCCUACCUGUACCGCAAGGAACCCUAUGUGCAGACCACGCACAUCCACGCAGCCGAGAAAGCUGGCCUGGACGCUCUGAAGGGCGUGUCCCGCGAAAUCCAAAAGGCCGCAGAGAUGAGCGGCGAGACCAGCGAGACGACCGAGGACGAGGCCAUUGCCAAGUCGCGCGCAAACCGCCUACAAGAUACUGCCGAGGAUUCUCCCAUCCGGACCCGUUCAGGUGCAGCCAAGAAGGCCCGUGGAACUGGGGGCCAACAAUCCGAGCAGGGCUUUUCCCCUGUUCCUGCCAGUAAAAAGGCAAAGAAGGCUACUAAGGAAGAGGGGCAAUCUUCCGGCACUGCCGCCGAGGUCAAGACUUCUAAUCCUUUUGGAGUUCUGGGUGGCUCGGCCUAG
Messenger RNA from Aspergillus puulaauensis, 1599 nucleotides. RefSeq names its product elongation of very long chain fatty acids protein. Gene Ontology annotation, molecular function: fatty acid elongase activity. The record is from RefSeq and is a predicted model, not a curated record. Gene Ontology annotation, cellular component: endoplasmic reticulum membrane. Bases 1 to 1599 code for a protein of 532 amino acids. The transcript has 2 exons. Gene Ontology annotation, biological process: sphingolipid biosynthetic process; very long-chain fatty acid biosynthetic process; fatty acid elongation, saturated fatty acid. NCBI's taxonomy places the organism in Eukaryota, Fungi, Ascomycota, Eurotiomycetes, Eurotiales, Aspergillaceae.